Saccoglossus kowalevskii is the source of this 1449-nucleotide messenger RNA. RefSeq names its product cytochrome P450 2U1-like. The record is from RefSeq and is a predicted model, not a curated record. Gene Ontology annotation, cellular component: cytoplasm; intracellular membrane-bounded organelle. Gene Ontology annotation, molecular function: iron ion binding; heme binding; oxidoreductase activity, acting on paired donors, with incorporation or reduction of molecular oxygen, reduced flavin or flavoprotein as one donor, and incorporation of one atom of oxygen. Lineage: Eukaryota; Metazoa; Hemichordata; Enteropneusta; Harrimaniidae. Gene Ontology annotation, biological process: xenobiotic metabolic process.
AUGCUACAAAUAAUCUUGAUUCUGGCAAUAGCUGCAGUGACGUUUUACCUGCUACUCAGGAAGCCACCCGGUCUUCCACACGGGCCACCAGGAUGGCCAAUCAUCGGCAGUUUAUUCAAUCUCGGCACAGAGUCUCAUGUCACCCUUACGAACUUGGCAAGUACAUACGGUAACGUUUAUAGCAUACAGUUGGGACUUCAAUAUUGUGUUGUUUUGUGUGGAUAUGAUGUCAUCAAGGAAGCAUUUGUACAGAAAGGGGAACACUUUGCUGGUCGGCCAAGUCCUGGAAUGAUAACAAAAGUUCUCAAAAAAGCAGGCUACAUAUUCCAGGAUUAUGGUCCAGUAUGGAAAGAACAGAGAAAAUUUGCCCUGUCAGCGUUCCGUAGUUUUGGCGUGGGCAAAAAAAGUCUGGAAGCCAAGAUCCAUAUGGAAAUUGACCACCUUGUAGAUUACAUCGCAAAAGAAAAUGGCCACCCGCUUGAUGUCAGUCACGUGAUUAACAACGCAGCUUCCAACAUCAUAUGCUCCAUAAGUUUUGGGACUCGCUACGAAUACUCCGAUGAGGUCUUCCAUUAUUUGCUUCAUAUCAUCAAUGAACAAUUCCGCAUCGACUCUGGCACUUUCGUUGGAAAUUUUUUGCCAUUUCUUAUCGAUCUCCCGUUCAUGUAUCGAGAAUAUAAACAAAUAAAUGCAGAAAUACACAAAUUUAUUUUUGGUAAGAUUGAGGAGCAUCGCGCGACCUUUGACCCUGACAAUAUGCGCGAUUUUAUCGACAUGUAUUUGUCUGAGAUGGAGAGACAACACCGGAUGGACGCCAAGAUCAAGUUCACGGACUUCUUAUUGUAUCGAAGUAUUCGCGAUCUCUUUGUUGCUGGCACUGAAACCACCACCACUACGUUGCUAUGGGGACUGUUGUAUAUGGUAACGUACCCUGACAUUCAGAAAAAGAUUCAUGCAGAACUUGAUGACAAUGUCGGACAUGAUCGUCUACCAUGCCUGGAGGAUAAACGUAAGCUGCCUUAUUUGGAAGCCACCAUCAUGGAAAUUCAACGUAUGGCAAAUGUUGCGGCACUGUCACGUCAUUGCACUACACGGGACACAGAAUUCCAUGAUUACGUGAUACCACAGGGGACGUUGGUCUAUUUGAAUAUCUGGUCUGCCCACUUCGACCAAAAACACUGGAAAGAACCUUAUAAAUUCCAACCAGAAAGAUUUAUUGGAGACGACGGAAAAGUUGUUAAACAAGACGCUUUUAUACCGUUUGGAACAGGCCGGCGUAUCUGCCUCGGUGAACAACUCGCCAAGAUGGAGCUGUUUCUCUUUUUUUCAGCACUUUUACAGCAGUUUAAGUUUACGAUACCAGAAGGUGGACCAACUCCAAGUUUAAAAGCAAGAGUGGGAAUCACUUUAACACCACAUCCAUUUAAUAUAUGUGCCAUUAGGAGAUGA